AUGACCACCGAGAGCGGGCAGCAGCCGCAGCAGCAACAGCAGCAGCAACAGCAGCAGCAACAGCAGCAGCAACGUCUGCCGCCCCCGCCUGCCCCUCUCCAGCGUCCUUGCAGCCCGGCCCCCGGUGCGCUCCAGUCAGUCUUGAUGAGCCAGCCACCCCCUUCCUCCUCUUCCUCCGCCGCUGCUGCUGCCGCCCUGGAGACCACCUCUUCUUCCUCUUCUUCCUCCGCGUCCUCCGCCUCUUCUUCAUCUUCCUCGUCCUCCAGUGCUUCCUCCGCAGCUUGCAAGAACGCCAGCGGCGGCGGGGGCAGCAGUGGGAGCGGUGGAGGCGGAGGGGGUGGCGGGGGAGGGGGGGGCAGCGGCAGCGGCAGCAAGAAGGCCAGCUCAGGGCUGCGUCGUCCGGAGAAGCCCCCGUACUCGUACAUAGCCCUCAUCGUCAUGGCUAUCCAGAGCUCUCCCAGCAAGCGACUCACGCUCAGCGAGAUCUACCAGUUCCUGCAGGCUCGCUUCCCUUUCUUCCGCGGAGCCUACCAGGGCUGGAAGAAUUCUGUGCGCCACAACCUCUCGCUCAAUGAGUGUUUCAUCAAGCUCCCCAAGGGGUUGGGCCGCCCGGGAAAGGGCCACUAUUGGACCAUCGACCCAGCUAGCGAGUUCAUGUUCGAGGAGGGCUCAUUCCGCCGCCGGCCUCGGGGUUUCAGGCGGAAGUGCCAGGCGCUCAAGCCCAUGUACCACCGAAUGGUCAGCGGGCUGGGUUUUGGAGCUUCGCUCUUGCCGCAGGGCUUCGAUUUCCAGGGCCCCCCCUCGGCUCCGCUCGGAUGCCAUGGCCAGGGUGGCUACGGCGGCCUCGACAUGAUGCCGGGAGGCUACGAUUCCAGCGCCGGCGCUCCGGGACACUCCCACCCUCACCACCAUCACCACCAUGUCCCCCAUAUGUCGCCCAACCCGGGCUCAACCUAUAUGGCCAGCUGCCCGGUCACCACGGGCGCUGGAGUUGGGGCGGCCGGAGGAGGAGGUGGUGGAGGAGGAGGAGGAGGAGCAGGAGGGGGAGGAGAGUACGGACCGGACAGCAGUAGCAGCCCCGUGCCCUCGUCGCCUGCCAUGGCUAGUGCCAUAGAGUGCCACUCGCCCUACACUAGCCCCGCGGCUCACUGGAGCCCUCCUGGUUCUUCACCUUACCUCAAGCAGCCGCCUGCCCUGACUCCCAGCAGCAACCCGGCCGCCCCCGCCGGACUCCACUCCAGCAUGUCCUCCUACUCCCUGGAGCAGAGCUACCUGCACCAAAACGCCCGCGAAGACCUCUCAGUGGGACUGCCUCGCUAUCAGCAUCACUCUACCCCAGUGUGUGACAGGAAAGAUUUCGUCCUCAAUUUCAACGGCAUUUCUUCUUUUCAUCCUUCGGCUAGUGGAUCAUACUAUCACCACCAUCACCAUCAAAGUGUCUGUCAGGACAUUAAGCCCUGUGUCAUGUGA
Molecule: messenger RNA, 1470 nt
Organism: Trichosurus vulpecula (common brushtail)
Lineage: Eukaryota; Metazoa; Chordata; Mammalia; Diprotodontia; Phalangeridae
Gene: FOXF2
Product: forkhead box F2
Exons: 2
Coding region: 1-1470 (489 amino acids)
Biological process (GO): regulation of transcription by RNA polymerase II; animal organ morphogenesis
Cellular component (GO): nucleus
Molecular function (GO): DNA-binding transcription factor activity, RNA polymerase II-specific; RNA polymerase II cis-regulatory region sequence-specific DNA binding
Source: RefSeq, a predicted model, not a curated record